CCCCAGCCACCUCAACAAACAAAACCAUAGAGACUACUAGGCAGCCAUGAAAUCCAGCCUUGUUCUUUGCCUUCUCCUCUGCCUCCUACUGGCUAGUUUCAGGGUGAACGAUGCUAUAAGGAAAGAGUCGGCGGAAGAAUACUGGAAGAAAGUGAUGAAGGACGAGCCUCUUCCCAAACCCAUCCAAGAGCUGCUCGCCGCCGGCAACGACGACCACGCCGCCGCCGCCGCCGAGAAGAAGGUGACAAUAAACCGGUUCAUGAGGAACUUCGACACCCAGACCACCGCCAUCAUUUAUCACGCCACACAAUCACAUGGCGGUUAGACCGGCCGGACCACCGGCCAGCCAGCUACCCAGCUGCUUAGUUGAUUAAAAUAAAUAUUCUGGAGCUGGUCAGAUCGUCGUGUUUUUGUACUGCAUGUUGUUCUUUUUUUCUUUUUCUGUAGGAUAUUUAUUAUAAUCGGAUAUAUGUGUGCAUUUAGAAGCAAAGAAAACCCCUUGUAUUGAAUGUGAGAAAAUAGACAAAUAGUGGUGGAAAGA
Linum tenue is the source of this 541-nucleotide messenger RNA. The record is from the annotation of a GenBank genome assembly. Lineage: Eukaryota; Viridiplantae; Streptophyta; Magnoliopsida; Malpighiales; Linaceae.